Messenger RNA from Aspergillus heteromorphus CBS 117.55, 393 nucleotides. RefSeq lists its product as uncharacterized. The record is from RefSeq and is a predicted model, not a curated record. The coding region runs from base 78 to 254 and encodes 58 amino acids. The transcript has a single exon. Lineage: Eukaryota; Fungi; Ascomycota; Eurotiomycetes; Eurotiales; Aspergillaceae.
GGGGGGGAGGGGGCGUGGGAGGAUGGGGGGGGUGUGGAGGAGGAGGAUGGAGGAUGAGAUGCGGGAUGAAUGAAUGAAUGGACUGGCUGGCGGUUGGCGGUUGGGUUUGGCUGUGCGAUUUUUCGAUUGUCUCGCUGUGCGGCUGCCCGGCCGGAGCACUGCCGCUCUCGGAUAGUUUAUCCGGCCUGCCCUUUUCCCCUCAUAUUCUCCACUUCUCCAUCUCCCUCCCUAACAUGGACCACCACGGUCGGUAGGAAUAGUAUCCAUGGGAUUGAGAUGCAUUGAAAUGGUCCAAGAAUUGUUCGGCAUGGUUCAGAAAUAGUGCACGAACAGGUGAUGCCACGGGUCGAUCCACGCCUAGAACCCGUACCUGAAGCGGAUCCGCUGGGAGGA